Dermatophagoides pteronyssinus (European house dust mite) is the source of this 619-nucleotide messenger RNA. RefSeq names its product Late endosomal/lysosomal adaptor, MAPK and MTOR activator 3 (gene Lamtor3). Gene Ontology annotation, cellular component: Ragulator complex. NCBI's taxonomy places the organism in Eukaryota, Metazoa, Arthropoda, Arachnida, Sarcoptiformes, Pyroglyphidae. Gene Ontology annotation, biological process: positive regulation of TOR signaling; cellular response to amino acid stimulus. The record is from RefSeq and is a predicted model, not a curated record.
AACAAUCCGUUCAUACAUAUGAUGAUAUGAUCAUCAAAACAGGCAGAAUUGUGGGCGAAUCAUUUGGCAUCAUCAUCUGACCAAAUUUGACAGGAAAAUCAAUCAAAUCAUUCUAUUUUAAUUCAUUAAUUGAUUUAAUGAAAAAUGCCUGGAAGGAAUACAAUUCCAGAUCGAAGUACAACGAUUCCAAAAACAACUGGACCAUCAUCUAGUUCGGCUAAUUCACCUCCAUUGCUCGAGGAACUUGAUCGUGAAUUACGAACAUUAUUGAAACAUUUUGAUGGAAUUGCUGCUUUCAUCUGUGAUCGUGAAGGUGCUUUUCUGAUCAAAGUUUUAAACGAUUCUAAACCCGAUGGAAUAUUUCUACAAUCAAUGUUACAUCAGAAAUUGAUCAAUUCGAGUGAGAAUAUUCAUAAAAUGAAUCUGGAUGCACCUUCUAAGAUUCUUCUGGAAUAUGAUCGUUAUCAAAUAAUGCAAUUUUUUUCAAACAAAUUUAUUGUGGCUUUUAUCGCUUCCAGUCAAUGUCCGACUGGAACUUUGUUCGCUCUUGAACCAGAUAGUUUGGCUAUAUUUCAGAUACUUCGUGAACAUUUUGAUUAAAAAAUUAUUUUUUUUUUCA